Messenger RNA from Saccostrea echinata, 778 nucleotides. RefSeq lists its product as uncharacterized. The transcript is spliced from 5 exons. Lineage: Eukaryota; Metazoa; Mollusca; Bivalvia; Ostreida; Ostreidae. Bases 50 to 616 code for a protein of 188 amino acids. The record is from RefSeq and is a predicted model, not a curated record.
AUAAGGGACGUGUUGUGUCUUUGAUACCUUACAUGAGUUCAGAACAGGGAUGUAUGUUAGUAUGAGAACGCUUUGCAUCUGUGUUAUAGUCUUUUUUGGCAUCCAGCGACAGGUGCGCUCAGAGACAAUCAUUAGAUACCAGCAGGAACAAUUAGAAUCAGCUGUAUGCGAAGAGAAUGCUGUCUGUACAGAGCUCAUGGAACUUCCCAGAGACAACUACUUCAGUUUGAUGAGCUGCUCAUGUCCGAAUAGUUAUACCUGUCCAAACAGACCGGGACCAUCCACUCUACCUUUCGGAAGAGGUCGAUGGUACGGUCUGUGUCGUCCUGUCUCUGAUAUUCCACAAUGCCGUCCAGGACAAGUGGCCAGAAAGCAGUAUAAUGGUGUUCGAGAUGUUGGCUACCUCAAAUAUACACAGAUAAAUUGUCUGUGCCCAGGAGAUGGUCAGAUAGGAAUGGUUCCUUCAACAGUCUGGACUAAAACUCGGAGAGAUGACCCAAGGGCAGACUCUGUGUUUGAAUUCGAAUGCGCAGAUCAGACUCAUGCCCUGCAGCAUAAACGAGGUGGGCGUGGCCAAGGAAGAGGGGGAUCUAGAAGAUUUUACUUCUAUAAAUAGACUUAUCGUCAUCAUCGAAAAAGCGAACAAAACCUCUCGUAUUAUCAUUAUUCGCUGUAGAAAUGCUAAUAUGUCUUUAUACUUCAAGGUAUCUAAUUGGAAAUUUUUAUAGUAUUUAUAGAAAAAUAAAGUUUUGAAAAGAAAUAAAGCAUUUUUAUGAAA